Messenger RNA from Plasmodium berghei ANKA, 1146 nucleotides. RefSeq names its product transcription initiation factor IIE subunit alpha, putative. The transcript has 4 exons. The coding region runs from base 1 to 1146 and encodes 381 amino acids. The record is from RefSeq and is a predicted model, not a curated record. Lineage: Eukaryota; Apicomplexa; Aconoidasida; Haemosporida; Plasmodiidae. Gene Ontology annotation, cellular component: transcription factor TFIIE complex. Gene Ontology annotation, biological process: transcription initiation at RNA polymerase II promoter; transcription open complex formation at RNA polymerase II promoter.
AUGGAAAAAUCAAAGGAAAUAUUUUACGACAAAGAAAAAAAAUAUUUUCUUUAUUUAAUGGUGUAUAUUAGUAGAUUUUUUAUGAACGAUGAAGAAAUAGUUAUAUUUGAUAUGUUUGCUCAUAAUGAAUGCUUAUAUUUAGAAAAAGAUAUAAUAAGCAGUAUUAACAUGAAUGAGCAAAAAAUAAGAAGCAUCUUAUCAAAAUUAUUAAAAGAAAAAUAUAUUAUACAAGUACAAAAAUAUAAAAAUAAUGAAAAAGGAUCAUAUUAUCAAACUUAUUAUUGUCUAAACAAUUAUAUUGUUUAUGUAAUUGAUUAUAGAAUAAAACAAAUGGAAUUAGAGCUUCAAAAAAAAAAAAAUGAAUGUGACGUAUAUAUUUGUAAAUUUUGCAAUGCAACAUAUUCUCAGCUUGAUGCUCAAAUACUUCCACUCGAUCCAUAUGAUGCCCAUUUUCUUUGUUUUUGCAAUAAUAAAAUUGAGUUAAUUGAAAAGGAUGAUGUGAGUACUGAAAAAAUGUACAACAAAUAUACAAAAUAUUUAAACAUAUUAAAAGAGCACAUUGAAAAGUUAAAGAAUUAUUUCAUACCUCUAUAUACAGAAAAAUUCAAUACAAACAAAUUAAACUCUGCUAAUUCAUAUGUAACAGAUAUUUCCUCAGAUGGUUCUGUUACAAACAAUUCAUCGGAAAUAUCGCAAACAAAUAAUUCAUCUCUGCUUUCGCAAAGCAAUACUAUGAUAGACAUUAUAAAUAAUAGGAUUGUCGAAAAUGAACGAAAGAAAAAAGACGAAAUACAGCCAGAUGUUUGUAAUAGCAGUAUUAUACGAACAGAUAAAAAAAUCAAAAUUUGCAUGAACAUGAAAGGUAAAAAUGAUUUGAAAGAAACUCAAAAUAAUGAUCAUAUAAAACUUACUAAUACAGUAAAUGAUGAAAAACGAGAAAAAAAUAAAAUUAUUAAUGAUAUAAAAAACAAAAAUAACUCAAAUGAUAAGCAUGAACUCGAGGAACCAGAAAUACCACUCUUCUUUAUCCAGAAGUUUAACAAGAAAUUCACCCUUAUCGAGGCGCAAAAAUUGCAACAAGAUAUGUCGCAGGAAGAAUUUGAAAAUUUCAUGGAACUUCAAGACGAAUAUUUGGAUCAAAUAUAA